AUGGUCGCCAGCAGCCACGAGCUAUCUCUCAAUCCCAAGAACAAAGUCUAUAUGACCGUUGCCUGGGCUCGCAGCUUGCGUUACCUGCCUACUGAUGGCCCAGAUGGUCUCUACUCUUUGGGAAACAAAAUUUUUGUCGUCGUCGUCGUCGUCUUUUGUCCACGAAUCGUAGCCAUCGCAUUGUCAUGUUCACUGCGCAGCUUCAUUUCAUCGCAAAGCGAAUGUCGCCGCCUCGCCGCCGAUCGCCUCGGUUGGCAGCUGUUGGCUCUGCUGUCAAGACCUAAGACAAGUGUCAGUCCUGAACUGUCUUCCAUCGCUGAGACCGAUGAUGCUACUCAGCAACCCGCCUUCAAGUCACCCAGGCCCAACAGUAAAAAUGCAGACCAAGAGCGCGACGCGCAUAGAGAACCCCAAAGACAGCUCCCGACCUGCGCCAUCCCACGAAGAAAUGCACCCCAGUUGAACAGGGACACGGAAUACUCCGAUGCUCGAUUCCUGCCGUGCUGCGUCGACACAAAUGAGCGACGCAAGGACGAACAAGAAUGGCCUGCGCUUUGA
Messenger RNA from Emericellopsis atlantica, 558 nucleotides. RefSeq lists its product as uncharacterized. Bases 1 to 558 code for a protein of 185 amino acids. The transcript is spliced from 2 exons. NCBI's taxonomy places the organism in Eukaryota, Fungi, Ascomycota, Sordariomycetes, Hypocreales, Bionectriaceae. The record is from RefSeq and is a predicted model, not a curated record.